Antechinus flavipes (yellow-footed antechinus) is the source of this 4955-nucleotide messenger RNA. It is a transcript of the gene PRPF6, whose product is annotated as pre-mRNA processing factor 6. Gene Ontology annotation, molecular function: protein binding. The transcript is spliced from 21 exons. Bases 125 to 2950 code for a protein of 941 amino acids. The record is from RefSeq and is a predicted model, not a curated record. Gene Ontology annotation, biological process: spliceosomal tri-snRNP complex assembly; mRNA splicing, via spliceosome. Lineage: Eukaryota; Metazoa; Chordata; Mammalia; Dasyuromorphia; Dasyuridae. Gene Ontology annotation, cellular component: catalytic step 2 spliceosome; U4/U6 x U5 tri-snRNP complex.
UGGGGUGACGCACUUCCUCCUCCUCGGGUCCGGUGUUCUGCGACACCUCUGUCUCAGAGGAGUAACCCGAGGGUCCCCUCCACUUCCCCGGCGACCCCCGGCCUUCCGGCCUCCAGCCGCAACCAUGAACAAGAAGAAGAAGCCAUUCCUGGGAAUGCCCGCGCCCCUUGGCUAUGUGCCGGGGCUGGGCCGCGGAGCCACUGGUUUCACCACUCGGUCAGAUAUUGGGCCUGCUCGGGAUGCCAAUGAUCCAGUGGAUGAUCGACAUGCUCCUCCAGGCAAGAGGACUGUAGGAGACCAAAUGAAAAAAAACCAGGCUGCAGAUGAUGAUGAUGAAGAUCUGAAUGACACUAACUAUGAUGAGUUUAAUGGUUAUGCUGGAAGCCUUUUCUCAAGUGGUCCUUAUGAAAAAGAUGAUGAGGAAGCAGAUGCUAUUUAUGCAGCAUUGGACAAAAGAAUGGAUGAAAGAAGAAAAGAAAGAAGGGAACAGAGGGAGAAAGAAGAAAUUGAAAAAUACCGUAUGGAACGUCCUAAAAUUCAGCAGCAGUUCUCAGAUCUGAAAAGAAAGCUGGCAGAAGUUACAGAAGAAGAGUGGUUAAGUAUUCCUGAAGUUGGUGAUGCUAGAAACAAACGCCAGAGGAAUCCACGAUAUGAGAAACUUACCCCUGUUCCUGACAGUUUCUUUGCUAAACAUUUACAGACUGGAGAGAACCAUACUUCAGUGGAUCCCCGACAAACACAAUUUGGAGGUCUUAAUACACCCUACCCAGGAGGAUUAAAUACUCCAUAUCCUGGUGGAAUGACACCUGGACUAAUGACACCUGGAACAGGUGAAUUGGACAUGAGGAAGAUUGGUCAAGCCAGGAAUACCUUGAUGGAUAUGCGAUUGAGUCAGGUUUCUGAUUCUGUGAGUGGGCAGACUGUGGUGGAUCCUAAGGGUUAUCUUACAGAUUUGAAUUCUAUGAUUCCCACACAUGGAGGAGAUAUCAAUGACAUUAAAAAAGCACGUUUACUUCUAAAAUCUGUGAGAGAGACAAAUCCUCAUCAUCCUCCAGCAUGGAUUGCUUCAGCUCGCUUGGAAGAAGUCACUGGAAAAUUACAAGUAGCAAGAAAUCUUAUUAUGAAAGGGACAGAAAUGUGUCCCAAGAGUGAAGAUGUGUGGCUGGAAGCAGCUCGUCUACAGCCUGGUGAUACAGCUAAGGCUGUGGUUGCCCAAGCAGUUCGUCACCUCCCACAGUCUGUCCGGAUUUAUAUCAGAGCAGCAGAGCUAGAAACAGAUAUCCGAGCAAAGAAGCGUGUUCUUAGGAAAGCUCUUGAACAUGUGCCAAACUCUGUUCGCUUGUGGAAGGCAGCUGUGGAAUUGGAAGAACCAGAAGAUGCUAGAAUAAUGCUAAGUCGAGCUGUGGAAUGCUGCCCCACUAGUGUGGAGCUUUGGCUUGCUUUGGCAAGACUGGAGACCUAUGAGAAUGCCCGAAAAGUCUUAAACAAAGCACGUGAGAACAUUCCCACAGAUAGGCAUAUCUGGAUUACUGCAGCGAAACUAGAGGAAGCCAAUGGAAAUACUCAAAUGGUGGAGAAAAUCAUUGACAGAGCCAUCACAUCACUUAGAGCAAAUGGUGUAGAAAUCAACAGAGAGCAAUGGAUCCAGGAUGCUGAGGAGUGUGAUAAAGCUGGGAGUGUGGCCACCUGCCAAGCUGUUAUGCGUGCAGUCAUUGGAAUUGGGAUUGAAGAAGAAGAUAGAAAACAUACCUGGAUGGAGGAUGCAGAUAGUUGUGUUGCUCACAAUGCACUGGAGUGUGCCCGAGCUAUUUAUGCCUAUGCCCUGCAAGUUUUCCCUAGCAAGAAGAGUGUGUGGUUGCGAGCUGCUUACUUUGAGAAGAACCAUGGGACCAGGGAAUCCCUUGAAGCACUCCUGCAAAGAGCAGUGGCCCAUUGCCCGAAAGCUGAGGUGCUCUGGCUCAUGGGGGCUAAGUCCAAGUGGUUGGCUGGAGAUGUGCCUGCUGCGAGAAGCAUCUUGGCCUUGGCUUUUCAGGCCAACCCUAAUAGCGAAGAGAUCUGGUUGGCUGCUGUAAAACUUGAGUCAGAGAACAAUGAAUAUGAGCGGGCUAGGAGGCUGCUGGCUAAGGCUCGGAGCAGUGCUCCUACUGCGAGGGUGUUUAUGAAAUCUGUCAAGCUUGAAUGGGUUCUAGGGAACAUUGCAGCUGCUCAAGAUCUUUGUGAAGAAGCUUUGAAGCAUUAUGAAGAUUUCCCCAAACUGUGGAUGAUGAAAGGGCAGAUUGAGGAACAAGAGGAGCUGACUGAAAAAGCCCGGGAAGCCUAUAAUCAGGGGCUGAAGAAGUGUCCUCACUCUACACCCUUAUGGCUUUUACUUUCAAGACUGGAGGAGAAGGUUGGACAGCUAACCAGAGCAAGAGCCAUUUUGGAGAAGUCUCGUUUGAAGAAUCCAAAGAACCCUGAUUUGUGGUUAGAAUCUGUGAGAUUAGAAUAUCGAGCUGGGCUGAAGAACAUUGCCAAUACACUCAUGGCAAAAGCUCUGCAGGAAUGUCCCAACUCAGGCAUCCUGUGGUCAGAAGCAAUUUUCCUUGAGGCAAGACCCCAGAGGAAGACCAAGAGUGUAGAUGCCCUGAAGAAGUGUGAACAUGACCCCCAUGUCCUGCUAGCUGUGGCUAAACUGUUCUGGAGUGAAAGGAAGAUCACCAAGGCCAGGGAGUGGUUCCACCGAACAGUAAAGAUUGAUUCAGACCUGGGGGAUGCCUGGGCUUUCUUCUACAAAUUUGAAUUACAACAUGGUACGGAGGAGCAGCAGGAAGAAGUUAAGAAGCGCUGUGAAAAUGCAGAGCCCCGCCAUGGGGAACUGUGGUGUGAAGUGUCCAAGGACAUUGAGAAUUGGCAGAAAAAGAUUGGGGAGAUCCUUGUGCUUGUAGCAGCCAAGAUUAAAAACACCUUCUAACUGAUGCUCCAUCCAUUCCUGUCACUGUCCCUGGAGAAAGUAGCAUUGUCUUGCUAUCCAAGGUCCAGAAGGAGGGAGGUAAAGGAAGGUCUCCCAGUAGCUGUACUGCAAGAUGCUUUCCAGAUGAACUGUGCAUACCAUGUCUUUGAGACAUUAGAAUUUUUGAGUGCUGAUGUGCUGGGCAAGCAAUCUCUUUAAAUGGGUUAACUUGCUCUUUAAAUUUAAUUAAAUCUUUUUUUUUUUAAUCUAUGUGUCAGGUUUAAUAAUUAUAAUCUGUUAUUGGAUUAUUCUUUACUGCCCUAUUCUACUUCCUUUUCCAUUUUUGGAUUUGUCCAGUUCUGAGUUUUCUCCAUCGAAAAUUGUCAUAGACUACUCAAAUUCAUAGUAGGUAUAUACUGAAAAGCUGUCACUCAUCAAGACUCAGUGGGGAAAAAAAACCAAACAAACAAAACAUUGUUGCUAUGUCAUUUGAAUCUCUAAAUUAUGUUUUGGAGAAAAUGGGGUUGGCCUUCUUAGCUUUCCUAUAUUCCUUAGAGUUGAAUUCAUUGUAAUUUUUUUUAAUACUGAGUGUGUGUGUGUGUGUGUGUGUGUGUGCGUGCGCGCACGCUCGUGCACUUGUCAGAGAGAAAGAGAGGGAGAGAGAAUGUAUAAAUAGUUGUAUUCAGCAGCAAAUAUAAUGCAAAAUUUGAAAUUUUAAAAUAUGUUGCUUCAAAGAGCUUAAUAAAAAGCAUUUAAGUGUUCAGUGAAUUGUGUGCAUGAGUUCUCCUCAGGGAUCAUAUGAUAGAAGUUUCUAGCCACAGUUCAAGCUAACAGUUCCCUGGACCAUGGAUGAGCUGGUGCAGAGCUGAACAUGUAAAUUGCCCAGCUCAAAGAACCACCCCCUCUAGAAGAAUUGCUAAUCAUAUAUUUCCUGAGAAAUAAGGAUUCCUUUCUGGGGACACUUGUUCUUGGCAUGUGAGGAAGGUAUUUUGCCUGUGAUGUUAUUUUCUAAAGGCCUCAUUAAUAAAAACUGAGGGAUGUAAUUAGAAACAAUGGCUGACUGGUACCCUAACCUUUUUAACUCCACAAAAACCAAAAUUCUCAAACUGCACUGUUUUCCAUGAAAAAGUAAUCUACUUAUUUCUUCAAGGAUGAGUUGAAUGUGAAUGAUGAUCAUUUUUCAACAUUUAUUAAACCUUUAUUAUAUGAAGCACUGCACUAGACAUUGAGGCCCAUUAUCCAUAUCUAUUAUGUACCAUCUCAUAUAUGGAAAUCCAAAAGACAGUUUAAUCAGCUUUUUACCAGUCUACAUUGUGUUGCCUUUAAGGAACUGGGUAAGAAAAAUACAUUGUUAUAAAAAAUAAUUUAUGUGAUCAAAGGUAAUUAGUCCUUGUUGAUUAUAUAAAUAUAAACAACCAUGAGAUUGAGGUUUUACAUUUCAGUUUAUAGAGAGCAUAGGAAUAGGAAUUAGACUAUCUUUUGGAUAAUCUAAGAAUUUUAAAAUUCUUUACUUCUUUCUAAUGUUGAGAUGAUUUAAAUCCAUGAUGAUUUAAUAUGUAGGGAGUGGUAGUAUAUACUUCCAGGUUUCGCUUAUGUUUUCAUUUCAUUUAGAAAUAUCCCUUCCUCUCUGGAGACCCUGUGUACACACAGCAUCAAGUGUACAUUAAGUGAUUAUAGAGAUAAAUUUGCAGAAACAAAGAAAUUUGUAGUUGAAAGGAAGGCCGCCUGUUUCCUGAGGUUGUGAUCCACAGCAGGGUACUUGGUGAGAAAAUUAUUCAGAAUUGUUCCCCACUGCACAUGGUUCAUUUAAGAUGUGUCCUGUGUGUCCCCCUCUCUUCAUUCCCCAAAUUACAUUUGAGUUUCCUCUGAUAUUUAGUGCUGUUUUCACAAAAAAUAUUGAGACAGUUAAACUACAUGUAUUGUUCUGAUUUCUUGCUAUUGACUUGAAAUUACCAGUAGAAACAAUGGAAAACUGAACUUCUAACUUCAAAUGUUAGCUCCAAAAAUAAAGGCAAGUUCAAUUUUA